GUCGCUGCUGCCAAUACCCUUUGGGACACCUCACAACAGCCGGACCCCACAGAAGUUCAAGGCCUAAGAGCCGCUGAAAGAUACAGCAACAAGCUCAACGGUUUGGAUCCGAGUCAGGUCUACCAACCCGCGGAUGAUGAAGCUGUGGAAGAAAGCGGAAAGGUGGAAGAAGAGACCGAGCAGGAGGGUCUGCUGGAUUUCAGCUACUUCGCGCGGCACACGCUCUGUGAGGCGGCUACACACUCCCUGCGAAAUCGCAACAUGUUCUCGGCCAAGCGUGCUUUCGAGGUGCUGGCUUGUGAGGCGUAUGGCCAGACUUGCCCUCUGGCCACCUUCGAGUUCCUCUGCUGGCUUCAAAGCACUGAGGUUUGCAUGCGAGAGGAGGCUGCCUUCAAGGAGAAGCUUCCGGAGGAUCACGAUGAGCGGGUGCAGCUGUACCUGCUGAAGAACCUGGAGAGUCGCUGGCCAUUUCCGGAAGAGCUUGGGACCUAUUGCGCCAUUCGACAACGACUUGAGGCGGAGUCUCCAUUCUUUCAGAGACUGCAGCUGGAUAAGCUGCCAGCGAUUGAAGAGAUCUUGCUCUCCCACCUGCCGGCCCUCACGCUGGUAGUCACCCUCCAGUUCCGCUCCAGCUACCUCUAUGUGGGAGCCGUGCUGAGCCCGGAUGCGGGAGAUCGCGCCGAGCGCGUUCGCCAGAUGCAACCGAUGGUGGCGCGACACAUGGUGCACCCGGCAGAGGUUCAGACAGCCAUCAAUCGGAUCCUCGCUACCAACA
Symbiodinium pilosum is the source of this 775-nucleotide messenger RNA. The record is from the annotation of a GenBank genome assembly. NCBI's taxonomy places the organism in Eukaryota, Dinophyceae, Suessiales, Symbiodiniaceae.